Exophiala xenobiotica is the source of this 1259-nucleotide messenger RNA. RefSeq lists its product as uncharacterized. The transcript is spliced from 3 exons. NCBI's taxonomy places the organism in Eukaryota, Fungi, Ascomycota, Eurotiomycetes, Chaetothyriales, Herpotrichiellaceae. The record is from RefSeq and is a predicted model, not a curated record. Gene Ontology annotation, molecular function: acyltransferase activity, transferring groups other than amino-acyl groups. Bases 441 to 1235 code for a protein of 264 amino acids.
AUUGCCAGAUCCGCGCUGCCGCCAAUUCAACUCGACAUCCAACUCUCGAAUGUCGAUAUUGAGGCUUCGAAUUUCACCACGCCCACUGCUCGCUUUCGAUCAACCAGCAGCAUCAGUUCCGCCACACGUGCAGACCUCGUGCUACUAAAGCAUCUUAAGAGCAAACAACCUACAUAAAACUCUCGUCGAGGUUUCCUCUUCACACCCUAUAUCCCCAAACCUUCCGUUCAACAUCAUCAUUCGCUGAUGUCGGUUGAUCUUCGUGCGUCUCGUAGUUGUCUGCGCUUUCCAUCUCGAGUCGUCACAGUCUCGAGAGCUCAACUUUCUUCGGUUCACACUGGAGAUCUCACUAGACCAAUUGACAGGGGUUGAUCCAGAAACAUUGCCAGAGGCAACGUCGGAGAACAAGAAGCCGCUAAAUACAAAACCAGCCAUUGAAGAUGGCUCUUGCUCCUUGUGCUACCGUCCCAAUGCUUGAUGGGGCUAUGGUCCACGAGAAGCCGAAUUCGACAGCCGACAACAUUGCACCCACUACGACUACCCUUGAAGGAGUCCGAAUUGUCGCUCCGCAUGAAUACAAGGAGGCUGCUGCCUGUCUUGCUGAAGCAUUCCGCCUCGACAACGUCGUGCGCUAUGCCAUCGAUACUCCCGAUCACAAGCAUCUGACGGAAGCAGAACGGUUCGAAUUGCACAGGGCUGCAUUGGAAUACGUUACCUAUGCCCACUGCCUCAACGGUCUGGUCCUCACUGUUGGUGAGAACUACGACUGUGUUGCUCUUUGGCUGCCACCAGGGAAGGAUAUCGAUGAUUGGUGGACCAUAUUCCGAAGUGGUAUGUGGCGUCUCAGUUACAUGUUGUCCAAGGAGGGCAAGAUUCGUUUCUUUGAUGAAUUUCUGCCUUUACUACAUGACACAAAGCAGGAGAUCCUGGGCGAAAGGGAUGCUCAAUCUUGGUACCUCAACUAUGUUGGCACAAAGCCUGAGGCCCGUGGCAAGGGCUAUGCAAAGAAGGUGAUUCAGUAUGUCACUAAGCUGGCCGAUGGUCACGGACUCCCGUGUUACCUUGAGAGCUCGCAUGAUAUCAAUAUCGUCAUCUACGCCAAACUUGGGUUUGAUGUUAGGAAGCAGAUCUUCUUGAAGCGCGCUACCGGCAAGGAGCUUAGAAUGGAUGUUAUGGUGAGGGAGCCUGUGACUCGAGAGAAGAAUAGCAAGACCGAGUUGCCAAAGGCGGCUUAGAGACACAAUACUGUUCCUUUCCAG